AUGAAUGACUUUUUACGUCAUAACCCCACCAAGUUUAAUGGGAACGCUUCACCAGAUGCAGCUGAUGAUUGGAUUUGUAACAACGAGAAGAUCUUCGAAGUGAUUGAUUGUUCUGAAGAACAGAAGCUAAUAUUUGCUGUCUUUAUGUUGACUGGAGAAGCUGAAUACUGGUGGAGAGGUAUGAGACAAUUGAUGAAUGCUCGUGGGGAAGCCAUUAAUUGGGAGAAUUUCAGAAUAAGAUUCCUAGAAAAAUACUUUCCUGAUAAUGCAAAGUUCGAGAGGGAAGCUGAGUUCCUCACUCUUCAACAGGGAAGCAGGACAGUGCCAGCCUAUGUGCAACGCUUUGAGUACCUCUCAAGGUUCUAUACGCAGACAAUGAGUGAAGAAUGGAAAUGUCGAAAGUUCGAAAGGGGUCUACGCCCUAGCCUUAUGAAAGCAAUUAUUCAUCUGAAGAUUAGGCAAUUUCCUGAAAUGGUUGAGCAAGCUAAACUGGCAGAACAGAUAGAAGGAAAUUCUAGUCGAGUUGUUAAGUCUCAGCAUAAUAAGUUUGGUGGAGGAAAGCAAGUAAAGAAGCCUUAUCAACGACCGCAACCAACCAUUCAAGGAGCUGUGAGAUGUUUUGAAUGUGGAGGUCCGCAUUAUAGAAGUGAUUGCCCCAAACUACCUGGAAAAAGGGUUAACGGGAAGGUAUGUUUCUCUUGCAACAAGCCGGGGCACUUUUCUUAUGAUUGCCCUGAGAAGAAGAAGAAAGAAAAUGGACCGCAACAAUCAAGCUCCUCUGGAGGGAAACCCAAAGCAGUUGGAAGAGUUUUUGCCAUCACCGGAGAAGAAGCAGCAAAGCCAGGUAACCUUAUUUUAGACACGUGCCUUUUAUUUGGAAAAUGUGUACGUGUUCUGUUUGAUUCCGAAGCUACACACUCCUUUGUAUCAUCUGCAUGUUCGGAAGAACUCAGUUUACCCGUAAGUGAUCUAGGGUGUAUUUUGGUGGUUUCUACACCAACAUCGGGUCAGAUCUCGACCAGUUCAGUCUGUGUCGGAUGUCCGAUUGUAGUAGCAGGACGCAAGUUCAAAGUGAACUUGAUCUAUUUUCCUUUGAAAGAGCUUGACGUCAUUCUAGGGAUGGAUUGGUUGUCUAUCAAUCACAUCCUUAUCGAUUGUGGACAACAGAAGUUAGUGUUUCCAGACGUCGGCGGUUUGGAGCUUGUUUCAACCACGAAAGUUCUAAAGGAUUUCAAGGAUGGUGUUGUAUGUUUUGUGAUUAUAGCACAAGAACAAAAGAAAGACUUUGGACGACAAGCAACGGGUAUUUCAGUAGUAGAAGAUUUCGCUGAUGUUUUUCCAGAUGAGAUACUUGAGUUGCCACCAAGGAGGGAAGUUGAGUUCUCUAUUGAUUUGAUUCCUGGUGCAGGACCAAUAUCGCUAACGAUCAAGAAUAAGUAUCCACUACCGAGGAUUGACGACUUGUUGGAUCAGUUACAAGGAGCGGGUAUAUUCUCUAAGAUUGACUUAAGGUCCGGUUACCAUCAGAUUUUAGUCAAGCCCGAAGAUGUGCAAAAGACAGCUUUUAGGUCGCGCUAUGGACAUUACGAGUAUGUAGUGAUGCCAUUUGGAGUUACAAAUGCUCCUGCAAUUUUUAUGGACUAUAUGAAUCGGAUAUUUCGAUCCUGCCUAGAUAAGUUUGUCGUUGUGUUUAUUGAUGACAUUCUCGUAUAUUCCAAAAGUCGAGAAGAGCACGAAGGGCAUUUGAGGUUGGUGUUAGAGAUUUUGAGGGAGCAUCGCUUGUAUGGAAGGUUGUCUAAGUGCGAGUUUUGGUUAGACGAAAUUCAAUUUCUGGGUCAUGUAAUUUCUUCGCAAGGAAUUGCUGUAGAUUCGUCAAAGGUUGAAGCAGUGCUUAAGUGGGAACGUCCGAAGACUGUAUCAGAAGUAAGAAGUUUUGUCGGCUUGGCUGGUUAUUACCGGAAAUUUGUGGAAGGUUUCUCUAAGAUUGUGAGUCAUUUGACUCGGUUAACUCGUAAGGAUCAACCUUUUUCGUGGACAGACAAGUGCGAAGAAAGCUUUGAAGAGAUGAAGAAAAAGUUGACGAGUGCUCCAGUCUAG
Messenger RNA from Vigna angularis (adzuki bean), 2097 nucleotides. RefSeq lists its product as uncharacterized. Gene Ontology annotation, molecular function: zinc ion binding; nucleic acid binding. NCBI's taxonomy places the organism in Eukaryota, Viridiplantae, Streptophyta, Magnoliopsida, Fabales, Fabaceae. The record is from RefSeq and is a predicted model, not a curated record. The transcript has 2 exons. Bases 1 to 2097 code for a protein of 698 amino acids.